AUGACAACACUGAAUGAUUCGAAUAGUGAGUUUUUCCUUUUUUUAAUGUGAUAAAAUUUUUAUUUAAUAACAGUUGGUACCAGCAAUAUUGAUGAGAUAACAAAUGUUGAAACUUCAAAUGAUUCGCCAGCUCCAUCAGUUUUAUUAAGUCGAAAAGGAUUAUUCGGCAAUUCUGCUGCAUGUUUAUCGGUUAGUAUUUACACAACAAUUAAAUAUGAAAUAUAUUUCCUACAGGAUAAUUAUCCGAAUACUUCGAAUGAUUGUGAAAUGGAAGUUGAAGAAACUGUAAAUCAAGAAAAUGGUGAUUCAAAUGGAAAUAACAUAUCAAUUCAAGAAGAAAAUGAGCAGUCUAUUGCUAUAGAAAAUAAAAACGAAAAUCUGGAAUCAACAUCAGUUAUUCCAGAUGAUGAAAAAACUAUUGAAGAUUCCAUUUUGGACCCAACACCGAUAUUCAAAGAAGCCGAAGAUUCUGAGAAAGUGUCGUCAGAAGAAAAAACUGAACCAGUUCCAACAGUCAUUGGAAAUGAAGUCGAGCCUACUUCAGAAUCUCCUUUGAUUGAAAUCGAUGAACCUCUUCCAAAAGACGAUGAAAAUAUCGGAGAAAAAUCAGAUGAAACUGAAAAUGAUGAAGAAAUUGAAAUUGAUAGUGUUGAAGAAGUUUGUGUUAAAAAAGUUAUUUCGAUGGAUACAGAAGAAACAGUGACAGGUGAAGAGGAAUCGGAGGAAACACCAAGAAAAAGAGCAAAAAGAAAUGCACCAAAAGAUUCGAACGAUGAUGAUGAUUUUGAGGAAAAAACGAAGGAACUUGAGGUUGAGGAAAAUAGUUUAGAAGGUGAAAAAGAGGUUGAAGUAGAAGAAAAAGAAGAAAUUGAAAUUGAACAAAACGAUGUAGAAGAAGAAAUUGAAGAAGAAGAGAAACCCAAGCGUACUCCUCGUGGAAGAAGAUCCGUAAAAUCUCAACCAUCAUCUUCAAGAAGUAGCCGAAAAAAGUCAGAAGACAGUAAUGUAAGUUUCCGGUGGUAGUUUGUCAACAUUAAAAUUACAUUUUAUAGGCUGAAAACGCGGAACAAGACGUUGAAAAUCCGGAAACUGAAUCAGAAAGUAAAGUUGAAACCGAUGAAGCACCAGAAGAAACACCAAAAAGUUCAACAAGAUCAUCUCGUCGUUCAAAUGCUGUUAAAUCAGAAACAGAUACACCAGUUCCAACUAGAAGUAGUCGAAGAUCAACAGCUGCUGCAAAUGUUUCAACUCCUGAAGUUAAAACAACUGGAAGAAAAAGUCAAGUUAAAAAAGAAGAGGAAACAGAAAGUACUCCAAAUCAAACAAGAAAUCAGACACCAGUUGAAGUAAGUUUUUUUUAAAUUUAAUUCGAAAAUAUUUAUGAUUGAAAAAUAAUGUUAUUAUAGACUCCUUCAUCAACUCGAGGUCGACGUGGAAGAAAACCUGCUGAAGAAAAAGUAUCUACUCCAAAAUCAGCUAUUCGAACACCAUCAUCGAAAUCGCGAUCAGCAAAAAAUGUAUCGAUAAUUGAAGCAGAAGACAAAAAUGAUGAAUCAAUAGAAGUUGAAGAAAAAGAAGAACAAGAACAGAAAUCGGCGAAAAAGACACCAGGCAGAACACCUUCUUAUAAAAAACAACCAAUUAAAGAUUCGGAUGAAUUUGAUCCUUAUGAUUUAGACACUGAAAUGGAAAGACAUCCAGAACCAUUGAAAAAUAUUCAUGUGAGAUUUUUUGUUUUUAAUUAUAUCAACAAAAAUCAUUUAUUUUUCUUUAGAUGGAAGUUCAAAAUUUUGGAACUGUCAAAUAUGCGAAAAUUGGAAAAUCAGUUUCGAAUUAUGAAUCAACUGAAAGAGCAGCCGAAUCAAGAAUAUCAAAUUUAUCCAGUUAGUUUUAUUGAAUUUUGUUAAGAAUAAUAAUCAAGUUAUUUUUUGAAGAUACGCCACCUCAACGAAAAGAAAGAAAAUCGUUGGCUGAAAUGACUCCUGGAAAAGAAAAAAUUCAACAUCGUAUUAGUAUGGGAUCGGCUAAAAAACGAACAAAAUCAACUAAAAAGGCAUUUGAGGAUAUUGGAGAUGAAGAUGAAAUGGAUUUUGAAACUGAUUCACCAAAAGUCGAAAAAUCAACAAAAGGAAGAAAGAGAAAGUAAGUUUUCAACAAAAAAAAACAGUAAACGUUUACAUCAACUUUUUUAAAGAGCCGAUGAAGAAUCACCAAGUUCAGUUGCUGUCAAAAAAGUGGCUAUUGAAUUACCAAAUUUAUCAGCUGAAGAGCAAUGGCAAGUUGAUCAUCCAGAAGAUGAACAUGAACCACAUGCACCUGGUGCCAGAGUUUAUGCACUUUUCGGAAAAGUUUAUUAUCCAGCUGUUAUUGCUUCUGAGUAAGUUAUUUUUAGAUAAAUUAGUUGUAAUUUUUUUAAAUUUCAGACGAGAUGGUUUGGGAAGAUUCAAAGUUCAAUACACAUCUGAUAAAAUAGUAAAAGAUGUUCCAUCUGCGGGAAUUAUUCCAUUGAGAGCUGUUGUUGCUGGAAAACAGGUAAUUGUUAGAUAACUUUCGAAUGAAAAAUGAAAAAGAAUAAUAUAUUUUCAGUGUUUCUAUAAUGAAGAUGUAUUAAAUGUGAUUGCUUGUCCAAAUGCAGCAUCAGCAAAAGAAUGGACAGAAGGAAUAUUUUAUUUAGAAGCAUUAGAUGAAAAUGGUGAUCCAACUGGUGAUACAAUUCGAGCUGAUUGGUGUGAAAUAUCACUUGAUAUGUCUGAUUGGAAAGAAUAUAUCAAUAAAAAAUCAAGUGAAGCAACAUCAAUUGUUGCUGAUAAUAUAACAACACCAUCACAAAUAUAUCGAGCUGCAAGAAAACAUGUUCAAACACCAGCUGUUAAACCAAAAGAAACUGCCAAAAAAUCAACCAAAAAUAGUUCGUUGCCAAUUGAAGAACAGAAUAAUGAAUUUAAUUUGAAGAAACUUAUUAUGAAUGAUGUCGGUGUUGGAAAAAGUAUGUUAUAAGUUAUUUGAAAAUAACAAAAAUAUAAUUGUUUUUGUCUAGAUAUCUUCCAAGGAAAGUUAUUCAUUUUAACUUCGUCAACUCGUCAAAAUUUGAAAUCUGUGGCUCAAUGUAUGAGAAAAACUGAACUGAAAGAAUUUGUUAUUGAAAACGGAGGAACAGUUACGGAACACUUCCAUGAUGUCGAUGAAAAUCCGAGUCUUGAAGCAUUCUUAGUUUCUGACAGAUAUUAUAGAACUCACAAAUAUUUGGCUGCUUUGGCACGUGGAGUUCCUUGUAUUUCACAAGAAUGGAUCAAACAAUGUGCAAAUGUUGGAGAAAUUGUUGAUAUUGAGCCAUUUAUUCUUUCUGCUGGAUUAUCUGCUCUCGAUGAAAAAGAAUAUCCACCGUAAGUUUUUAUUUUAUCAGUUAUAUAGAAUAAGAAUAAAAAAGAGCUCCUCAUUGAAAACAUUUAUUGUUUAUCAAAAAAUGAUUUGUAAUCUAGUUUUUCAAGUUACUCACGUUACAGUACUUCGACUCAAUCUUAUUAAUUUUUUUUCGAUUGAUUAAGACAUCAAUGAUGUAUUUGAACCCCCCCCCCAUAAACGCAUGGCCCGCUUGGUGUUACGCUGUUCGUAACCCCAUCAAGGCCAGUAGAUCAUCACUCAAGCAAUGAAGAUCAAGCCCCCCCCCCUACUUUCAUACUAAAAUGUAAUAAUCCUACCAGUGUAAUUUAGACCCCCCCCCGCCCCACCAACCAGUAAAAUCAGAACAUCAUAUGAUUCUACCCCCUAAUUGUCCAACCAUACCUUGUUAACCGCUUAAUUCAGCUUUCCUCAACAACUCCUACCAAUUCUCACUGGGUUUUUUUUGAAUAGAAUAGACAUUAGAUAAAUAAAAUAGAUCAGAAAACUACCGUUUUCUUUCUCAACUAGAAAAAUAAAUGAGCUACAUAAACAAGAAAUCUCGUGGCAUUAUCGAACACGUCAUUUAGUACACGUUUAGCGCAGUUUUAGUUUAAUUUUAAAAAUAUUCGGGAAUUUUUUGAGAAUGUUGUGAAUGAGGGGACAAAUCACACUGGUAUUUCUAUGCAUGUAUUUCUGAUUGUGGGAGGUUGAAAUCCAUUUUCUUCAAUGUUUUCAAUUGAUAGAUAUAUUUCAGAAUAAAAGAUCAUUCUUCUACAUUAUCUGGUCUCAAAUUCUAUGUUCAUACAACUCAAAGAGUUCGAGAAAAAACUCAACUUGGACCAGGAAGCACAUUCUUACAAAUUUGGCAUCCACUCAUUGAAUUAUUGGGUGGCGAAUAUAUCGAUUGUGAACCGGAAGAUUUUGAAAAACAUGGUUUUGAUGCUGUAAUUACAGAUGGAAAUGUUGAUGAAACUGUUGAAGAAGUCGCAUCAAAUAAGAAUAUUCGAAUUUUGACAUCUGAAUUCAUUAUCGAGGUUUGUAAAUACUGAAAUUUUAAUUAAGAAAUUAUUUCGAAAAUUGAUUUUUUUCACGUAUUUUUUGUUAUUGGAAAAGAUACUUGAAAUUUAAACGACAAUUUUUCAGGCAAUUAUCACUGGAAAAGCUCCUGAUUUGGAUGAACCGAAAUUCACACUCGAUCAUUUGCGAAAAACAAAACAAGAAGAAAAAACUACAAAGAAAACCAAAGGGCGUUCACAUUAA
Molecule: messenger RNA, 4641 nt
Organism: Caenorhabditis angaria
Lineage: Eukaryota; Metazoa; Nematoda; Chromadorea; Rhabditida; Rhabditidae
Source: the annotation of a GenBank genome assembly